This is a messenger RNA of Zingiber officinale, 2114 nucleotides long. RefSeq names its product zinc finger CCCH domain-containing protein 65-like. NCBI's taxonomy places the organism in Eukaryota, Viridiplantae, Streptophyta, Magnoliopsida, Zingiberales, Zingiberaceae. Gene Ontology annotation, molecular function: mRNA binding; metal ion binding. The coding region runs from base 94 to 1857 and encodes 587 amino acids. The record is from RefSeq and is a predicted model, not a curated record. The transcript is spliced from 22 exons.
GGCGAAGACUUCUUUGACUCCUGCGGUCAGUGACUCAUAUUCCGAUUGCUUUCGCUUUAUUUCCGCCGCCCUGUCCAUGCUGGCGACGGGCGAAUGGGGUUCGUCGAGGCGAAACUUGUCCUGAACAACGAUGAACUUCCUCCUUCUCCGUCGUUGCAUUCCUUGGACGUCGUGCUUGCAGAUGUAGCUAGGUUGGAGGUGGGGGAGAAGCCUGGAAACGGCGUCGAUGCCCCGGGGAUCGCAGUAGCUCAAGCAAAUGCUGGUGUGGAACCCGAUCCUGGGUCUCCCAAGAAAGGGGUGGAGGAGGCGGAGAAGGAGGUCCCGAUGCAGUUCCCUCAGAGAUCCGAGGCGCCCGAUUGCGCAUUUUAUAUGAAGACCGGGGCGUGUAAAUUUGGUUCUGCCUGCAAGUUCAAUCAUCCUCCAAAACGGAGGAAACCCAGGGUUAGAGCAAAGAAAGGCGCGGAAAAUGUUCAGCUUCCAAAGAAUGCUAAAGGAAAGCAAAAGGAAUGCCUUUUUAAAAAGGAUGACAAGGUAGAGAAACAAACUUCUUCCAGAAGGUUGCAGCAGGAAGAUUGCAAGUUUCAAAAGAAUGCUAUUGGAAAGCAAAUGCCUCCCUUUAAAAAAUUUGAGCAAUCUGAGGAAAAGGCUGACCAGAUGGAGAGACACUGGUUAAGGUCGGAACAAGAUGAUAGUAAGUUUCAAAACAAAGCUGUUGGAAAGCAAAUACCUCCCUUUAAAAAGGUUGUGCAAACUGAGAAAAAGGCUGAUGAGGUUGAGAAAAACUGUUCAACGUCAGGAAAAGAAGAUAGCAAGAUUCCAAAGAAUUUUAUUGGAAAGCAAAUGCCUCCCUUUAAGAAGUUUGUGCAAAUUGAGGAAAAGAUUCCAAAGAAUUUUAUUGGAAAGCAAAUACCUCUUAAGAAGUUUGUGCAAAUUGAGGAAAAGACUGAUGAGGUGGAGAAACAUUGUUCAAUGUCGGAACUAGAAGAUAGCAAGACUGACAAGGUGGAGAAACAUUGUUCAACAUCGGAACUAGAAGAUAGCAAGUUACAAAAGAAUGCUAUUAGAAAGCAAAAACGUCUCUUUAAGAAGUUUGAGCAAACUGAGAAAAAGACUGAUGAGGCGGAGAAACAAUGUUCAAUGUUGGAACAAGAAGAUAGGGAGUUUCAAAAGAAUGCUAUUGAAAAGCAAAUACCUCUUUUUAAAAGGUUUGAGCAAACUGAGAAAAAGUCUGACAAGGUGGAGAAACAAAGUUCAAGAUCAGAACAAGAAGAUAGCAAGGCUGAUGAGGUGGAGAAACAUUCAAGGUGGGAACAAGAAGAUAGCAAGGCUACUGAGAAAAUGAGUAAAGAAGCCAUUUCAGGAAACAUUGGAAUUGGAAUACCAGAAUGCAAGUUCUACAAAACAUCCGGCAAGUGCAAGUAUGGGAAAUCCUGCAAGUACACUCAUUCUCUGAAGAAAAUAGAAGUCGCUCCACUAGCAUUGAACUUCUUAGGUCUUCCUGUUAGACCAGGAGAGAAGGAAUGUCCAUACUAUAUUUGUACUGGUAAUUGCAAAUAUGCAGCGAAUUGUAAGUAUCAUCAUCCUGAACCUACUGUAGCAACCCUUGAACAAGGUGCUCUUCCUGCCUGUCAAAUUGGUGGAUCUGAGCAACAAAUUUCAUGUGGUGUGUCGUCACUCCCUGUGACACCUAGCCCAACUCAAGGGGCAUUUCAUUUCCUAAAUCCUUUAACAGCCGCAUCGUCGUCACUCCCUUUAACAGAAUGCAAUGGUUAUCAGCAGAUAGAUCCCAAGAGGCCCGGCGAGACAGAGUGUCAGUACCAUUCAAAGAUUUCUCAUCUAAAUGCCCAAGGCAACUGAUUUACGUUGGCGAAACAUGAUGCCAUAUAGCACAGCAAAGGAGUGAUAAGCUACGUCGAGGGAUGCCUGCUUUCCCUACUUAAUUGUAGACGAUGAAAGCUAAGAUUGAGUAUUGCCUCUCCUGCAGACUUUGUAGAACGAGUAUAAUAUUUGUGUAUAAAGUGAACAUAAUGUUCCUCUUAGAGUUGUAAAGUGAUCAAAUAAGAUGGGGCUUGAAAUUUUCUUAUUUUCCAGGAUUCUUUAACAGUUAGUUUAAA